ACAUGGUUCGCAAACAAUUACCAAAACAAUAACAGCGAUCCGAAUAGUAGUCAAAAUACGUGUGAAGAUCUUAUUCUUACGAGAACCAAUUACCAUACAACUAAAUAGAGUGCGCGCUUCAUUGACUGAUGGGUUUCUAAGAGUUUGCCGCGUUUUGCAUGACCAUCGACCUGGAAUAAUAUUACCACUAUCAUUAACUGUCAGAACGGCAAUUGCUCGUUACUCUUAUAAUUUUUUGACAUCCUGUAUAGCAGUUAAACAUUUAUCCAGCGCCAACUCAACAAGAUCAAGUGCUAACCCAGCAAUGAAACCCGUAUAUCUAACUGGGACUGUAAUCCAUGGACGUGGAAGAGGCGCUAGUGGUCUCGGAUGCCCAACGGCAAACAUUGAUGAAAUUUCUGUAGCUCGAGAUCUACCUAAAGACUUCAAAUAUGGCAUUUAUUACGGGUGGGCAAAAUUAAUGCCAGGAUCGUCUACCGUUGAAGGUACGGGUCAGCUGUUCAAAAUGGCUGCUUCCGUUGGAACGUGUCCAUUUUUCAGGAACGAAUCUCUCUCUGUCGAGGUGCACCUCAUUCACAAGUUUCCUAAAAAUUUUUAUGGGGCGACGCUCAAAGUUGUUUUCUUAGGGUACUUAAGAGGCGAGAAGGACUACAACUCUGUCGACGAGUUAAUCGCAGCAAUCCGAAAAGACAUCGAAGAUGCAAAGGCGGCCCUCGACACAGUCGAAGCGCAGAAGGCAAAAGACGACCCGUUCUUCUCCGACUAACGCGUUUGAUGUUAGUUUCUAGAUCUAAACAGUUCCUGUCCUGCUCCACUGUUUAGGCUAAAUCAAUGAAUAUGGUACUUACAUAUUGUAUACAACGACGCGGUCAGGAUUGAAGUUAUUUUAGUUGUUUCUCGACUAAGUUUCGUUGAAAACGAAAAGAUCUUAGCUGCUGUUCGCCAGCCGCUUACUAUUUAUUGUACUUUCAUGUCUCAUGAUCUGUGUUCAAAGUAUAUAGUUCUAUUAAUUAGACUUUGCGUAUUCAUUUAUAGGCUAAUUGUAUAAUAUAAGCAUAUUUGAAAACAAAGCAUAAUUUUAAAUACACUGCUCCGCUGACUACGUGUUCAGUUACUUCUUAUCAAUUGUAGGUGAUUUAUAUUUAAUACUGCAUCGAUUUUACGAGAGGAACUGCAUGUAUUUAAUUAGUUUUUGCGAGCUAGAACAGCGGAUACGCUUAUAUGUGCAAUUAUAAAGACAAACAAAAAGAUCUGCUUUACCUCUAUAAUUUCUAUCGCCGAUUUAUUGAUUACAGUUUGCCGUUGGGUCACCGCAAUGAUUUCCUGCUAGAUUUUCUGCGAAAUCAGAAAAAUCGAUAGUGGUGGCGGUUAUAAGCAUAAGAAGUGCUACGUGGGUAUAUGAGAAGUUCCGUGUAUAGCAUGACAUCUAAGAAUACUUGUUAAUUAAUAAAUGGAUACUAGGAGCGUUUUAAAGGGUACUGAAAAUAAAUUAACUUCUUAAAAAAAUAAUGGAGUGUUCAUUUUCAUUGGUUAGUUACUUAGGAAGGAUUUAUGAAUAUUUUUGCAAAGUACAUUAUACAAACAAAAAAAAAUCUAUAUCUAAAUUAAAAGAAAGAACAUCUAAACAAACAUAGUGCAUGGUCGUCAUGCAUGGUUGAAACUAUAUUCAAGUCGUACCGUCUGAAACCAUAUUAAAUCGCUAGCGUAAUAUGUAAUUGAACUUGGUCCGUUACAUCCUAGCAAUUUUUAAGUGACAUUGAGUUCAUGCUGUUGAUAGAAGUCUCUUCUGCAUAAAAAAAACUUGAAACAAAAAAAUGAACUAAUAUAUGAAAAAUGGGUAAAAAUUAACAUUUUGUUCA
This is a messenger RNA of Varroa destructor (honeybee mite), 1859 nucleotides long. It is a transcript of the gene Rfk, whose product is annotated as Riboflavin kinase. Gene Ontology annotation, biological process: FMN biosynthetic process; riboflavin biosynthetic process. The record is from RefSeq and is a predicted model, not a curated record. Gene Ontology annotation, molecular function: riboflavin kinase activity. Lineage: Eukaryota; Metazoa; Arthropoda; Arachnida; Mesostigmata; Varroidae.